Molecule: messenger RNA, 456 nt
Organism: Haemonchus placei
Lineage: Eukaryota; Metazoa; Nematoda; Chromadorea; Rhabditida; Trichostrongylidae
Source: the annotation of a GenBank genome assembly
AAAAAUCACCCAGAACAUCGGAAAUCUGCUCCGGAGUUGACGGAAGACGAAACACCAAUAGAAGCCGCUUUCGUAGAUGCGAUAUUGGAUCGUCGACGAAGUAGUGUACCCCCGAUUGCUGAUGGUAUCCUAGCUCCACCGACUCCACCAGCAGCCUCCACUCCAUCGUCUACUACUGUGAGACAAGAUUCGCCCCAAUUUGAAAGACGGAAUUCACUUUUACCAAACCGAAUCAGUGGACGACAAUCGACUCGAAGUAUGCGUGGAAAGAGGAAGACAAGAGCUGUACCGGAGUUCUAUGAUCACUCUCGCCAUCCGAGCAUCCGUCUCAAGGCCCCAAGCGCCAAAAAGAAGAAGAUGACUUUGAGUCGUGUGGAACAGGCAGAUGUUCAAGUAGAACUGCUCAAUGGUCAGCGUAUUGAGGUCAGUCACGCAUCACGUACAUACGUUCUAUAA